Molecule: messenger RNA, 582 nt
Organism: Ilex paraguariensis (yerba mate)
Lineage: Eukaryota; Viridiplantae; Streptophyta; Magnoliopsida; Aquifoliales; Aquifoliaceae
Source: the annotation of a GenBank genome assembly
AUUGACUUGGAACAAUACCCAACUGGACCCCACAUUGCUUCCCGGAUGCUCUACACCGCGGAGAAUUCAUUUGGGGAUGUGAGCGACAAGGUUGUCGCAGAUUUUGGCUGUGGGUGUGGUACAUUAGGUCUUGCAGCUGGUCUCUUGGGUGCUCAACAUGUUAUUGGGCUCGAUAUUGAUGAUCAGUCUCUGGAGAUUGCAUCAAUAAAUGCAGAUGAUCUUGAGUUAGACAUGAAUUUUGUUCAGUGCGACAUCAAGAACUUCAGAUGGAGAGAUCAAAUUGUUGAUAAUGUCAUAAUGAAUCCUCCAUUUGGAACACGGAAAAAAGGAGCUGACAUGGAUUUCCUCUCUGUGGCUUUGAAGGUUGCUUCUCAAGCCGUUUAUUCCUUGCAUAAGACAACAACAAGGGAUCAUGUGAAGAGGACAGCCUUGCGGGAUUACAAUGCUAGCAGUGCUGAAAUUUUAUGUGAGCUUCGAUUUGAUGUGCCAUGCCUCUACAAAUUUCACAAGAGAAAGGAGGUUGAUAUUGCGGUGGACCUAUGGCGAUUUGUUCCACAAAAUAGUCAAGUAAAACGUCUUUAA